AUGAUCUGGAGGGUGAGAUGCUACAGCCUUCAGAACUGGAGGAUGCUGCCUGAGGGUAAUUUCUCCACCAUACCGCAAAUAAUUGAACAUGGCCCUAUUGCUUAUUAUCUCCGUGUGCUCAUUUGCGCGCUCGCCGCCCGUCGGCCUCAUCUGCCUCGACCCUCUCCGUCCUCAUCACGGUUUCCCUCAAGGUCGACUCUACCUCACCACCGCCGGCAGGUCACGCUCCCUCGUGUACGUGAACACGCAGCGCCGCCUGUUUUCUCCGUCCGCCUCCGGCAGUACCUGUUCCCCGUCUACGCCAUCAGAUCGAGGCACGGCCGCUUCUACUUCAACUUGUUGCGCGCCAGUUCUCAUUCAGCAUCCAGCACCCAGCUCAUCUGGUUCGAUCUAUGUUUGCAUCGUGAGGGACCCAACCGUCAGUGUCUACCAGCCCAGCAAAGCAGCUUCUGCCUCUUUAGCAUCCAGUCAGCGUUCGGGCCCGCGCAUCAGCCUCUCAUGCUCGCUUCCUUCUGGCAUUUGCUUCUUCCCGGAUAGGAUCAC
Molecule: messenger RNA, 543 nt
Organism: Lolium rigidum
Lineage: Eukaryota; Viridiplantae; Streptophyta; Magnoliopsida; Poales; Poaceae
Exons: 5
Coding region: 1-537 (178 amino acids)
Source: RefSeq, a predicted model, not a curated record